GAGCCUCACAUCCCUGAUUCCCCUCAUUUCCCCCCAUUCUCUUGCUUAGCACCUGCCUACCGAUCGCACCUUACUCUACUCUCAUCACCACAAUCAACAACCAUGGCGGAUCGUUUCCCUUCAUUGGAGGACUUCUCUGCGGGCCAGACGGAAGUUGUCGAGACCAACGGUGCCGAUGAGAGCGACUUCCUGGCUCGCGAGCGCGCUGCCCUCGGCGACGAUGCUGAGCAGUUCGCUACUCCUCAAGAUCUCGUCGCCUCCGACGAUGUAAACAAUGACGACGACUUACUGGGUGGUGCGGAUGACGCUCCGGCCGGCGGUGCUGGGCCUCAGGAGCUCGCGGGUUUCGAGUCUUCUUUCCCGGCUCUCGACACACAGAAUGAGCAAGUUGCCCCUGGCGGUACGAUCACUGGGUCGGGCGCUCCCUUCCCCCCUACCGGCUACUCCAACUACACCUACCAAGCGCCAGAUGAGGAGCCAGAGCCCGUCAGGGAAUGGCGUGAGCGGCGAGAUGCGGAUAUCCAACGUCGGGCGGAGCUCUCGGAAGAGAAGAAGGCAGCCACCGUCAAGAAGGCUCAGGAGGAUAUCGAUGACUUCUACGUCUCCUACAACAACAAGACAGACAAGCUCCGUGCCCAAACCAAAGCGGAAGCCGAACAGUUCCUGGCCAAUCGGGAGGACACGUCUUCUGGUGGUACUAGCUGGGAACGUAUUGCCAAACUAGUUGAUGUGUCUGGCAAGGGAACUAAGGGUGGCGCCAGCGGUUCUGGCAAGCAGAGGUUCCGCGAGUUGCUUGUCGAUCUCAAGAAGGACCAGAACGCCCCCGGUGUCAGCGGUGUCUAAGCAAUUGGUUCUUUAGGGUGAAUACCUCGCAAUCGUCCCGGAGGUGCGGACGGGCCGACAUCUGCCAAAGAGGACUUUGGAGCGAUGGUAUCAGACCCAGAAAGCGGAAAAGAAUUGAAGCACCUUUGGAGAUUAUUCCCUAUCCUCUGCAUUCCAGCGCCUCUCAUCACGACCCUCAUCUACUCUCACCUCCAGGUGCAUAUCACGUUCUCAAAUGGACCGUACAUUUUAACACAGAAUACUCCCCGUCCAUGAGCUAAUGGCUUAUUUCCCCACACAUGUGUCUUUAUUCAAUUCUUAAACGCAUGUCUUUUUAUCUUGCUUAUUUCCCUUGACCUAGGUAGAUUACAUGCACAUUGGAACCUUUUAAUCGCUUCUUCUGACACGUCCUACUAUACCUAAACAAAGGGCAAUCCCUGGUCAAGCUGUCGCAAGAUCAAGUGGGUAAAAUAUGUACAUGUUACAAGGAACAAACAGUGACACAUUAAACCCUGCAA
Aspergillus heteromorphus CBS 117.55 is the source of this 1340-nucleotide messenger RNA. RefSeq names its product clathrin light chain CLC1. Gene Ontology annotation, biological process: clathrin coat assembly; intracellular protein transport; clathrin-dependent endocytosis. The transcript is spliced from 4 exons. Gene Ontology annotation, cellular component: clathrin coat of coated pit; clathrin coat of trans-Golgi network vesicle; plasma membrane. The record is from RefSeq and is a predicted model, not a curated record. Gene Ontology annotation, molecular function: structural molecule activity; clathrin heavy chain binding. Bases 103 to 843 code for a protein of 246 amino acids. Lineage: Eukaryota; Fungi; Ascomycota; Eurotiomycetes; Eurotiales; Aspergillaceae.